This is a messenger RNA of Paramormyrops kingsleyae, 2889 nucleotides long. RefSeq names its product phosphatidylinositol-4-phosphate 5-kinase, type I, beta b (gene pip5k1bb). The record is from RefSeq and is a predicted model, not a curated record. Gene Ontology annotation, cellular component: plasma membrane. Gene Ontology annotation, biological process: phosphatidylinositol phosphate biosynthetic process. Lineage: Eukaryota; Metazoa; Chordata; Actinopteri; Osteoglossiformes; Mormyridae. Gene Ontology annotation, molecular function: 1-phosphatidylinositol-4-phosphate 5-kinase activity.
UCCUGCAUAGUGGCAGUGCGAGUCGGCGAACGACACCGCGGCGCUGCCUUCUCACAUAUGCUCGCUAAGCAGGAGGAUUUCUGGAAUAACACGGACCCCCGAGAUCAGAAGACAACCACAAAAAACAGUCGCCGCUAAGAAACGCGUUUCUCUGACUCCGCAAACAGGCGAACCGACUGGUAAGGCUCCUUCUGGAUCCCCGGACCCCAUGAAUGAGUUAUGUAAACACCGGGCAACCGACAGAGCUUUUCAUUAAGCAAGAUGUCAACGGCUACAGAAAAUGGAGUUGGAGGGUCUCGCGGUACAAGUGGGGAGAAGACCUACAAGAAGACCACGUCGUCCGCACUGAAAGGGGCGAUCCAGCUCGGCAUCGGCUACACGGUGGGGAACCUCACCUCCAAGCCGGACAGGGAUGUGCUCAUGCAGGACUUCUACGUGGUGGAGAGCGUUUUUCUUCCCAGUGAGGGCAGCAACCUGACCCCUGCGCAUCACUACCCGGACUUCCGCUUUAAGACGUACGCCCCUCUGGCCUUCCGCUACUUCCGGGAGCUUUUUGGGAUCAAGCCGGACGACUACCUGUACUCCAUCUGCAAAGAGCCCCUCAUCGAGCUGUCCAACCCUGGAGCUAGCGGCUCCCUCUUUUACCUCACGAGCGACGACGAGUUCAUCGUCAAGACCGUGCAGCACAAGGAGGCCGAGUUCCUGCAGAAACUGCUUCCGGGUUACUACAUGAACCUGAACCAGAACCCCAGAACACUGCUGCCCAAGUUCUACGGGCUCUACUGCGUCCAGUCAGGAGGCAUGAACAUCCGGCUGGUGGUGAUGAACAACGUGCUGCCGCGCUCUGUGAAGAUGCACUACAAGUACGACCUGAAGGGCUCGACGUACAAGCGGCGGGCGAACCGCAAGGAGCGGGAGAAAGCCUGUCCCACCUACAAGGACCUGGACUUCCAGGACAUGCAUGACGGAUUGUACUUCGACACCGAGACCUACAACGCCUUGAUGAAGACGCUGCAGCGGGAUUGCCGGGUGCUGGAGAGCUUCAAGAUCAUGGACUACAGUCUGCUGCUGGGGGUGCAUGUGCUGGACCAGAGCGUGAAGGACGGGGACGUGGCAGAAGCUUGCGGAGACGGCAGGCGUCCGGUGGGCCAGAAGGUGCUCUAUUCCACAGCCAUGGAGUCCAUUCAGGGGGACGGCAAGGCGGGCGAGUCGCUCACCACCGAUGACACGAUGGGUGGCAUUCCUGCCAAAACGCACAGAGACGAGAGGCUUCUCAUAUUUCUGGGUAUUAUCGACAUCCUGCAAUCUUACAGGUUUAUUAAGAAGCUGGAACACUCCUGGAAAGCUCUUGUGUAUGAUGGCGACUCUGUGUCAGUACACAGACCCAGUUUCUACGCGAAUAGAUUUCUGAAGUUCAUGAGCUCCACAGUGUUCAGGAAGAUUCAAACCAUCAGGCCGUCCCCAUCCAAGAGGACCCGGAACUCUAUCCCGGCCCUGAAGUCGUCCUCGCAAGAGAUCCUGUCCUCGCACAGCGACGACGGAAUUGAGGAGAGGAAGGACAGACUCAGCGGGACUCGGAGCCUCGCCAGUCUGGACGGCCGAGCCUUCUAUGAGGCCGGCUCCAUGGCCACCACUAUCUCCUCCUCUUCCCUCUACACUACCCAGCAGUGCCUUGAGGCCAACCCAAAGCAAAGAGAUGAACUGGCCACGAGCUCCACAUUUACGCUGGAGGACAGCGCCAUCUGCUUGACACCCGAGCAAAUUACACUGGACGACAGAGACGACGGCUCUGUGCUUGACGUCUACUUAUAAGGGGGGGGGGUUGGGGUGCAUACGGCUUCUUCUCCACCACGUCCUUCUAGUCAACCAUCUGGCGGGCAUCACAUUCCACUGGAGAGCGGCUUCAUCCAAGGUUCCACGCCCCGGUCCACGGCACCAGGCCGCUGGCCUUGGCCAGUCAGAGACGAGGACGCGCACUCACUGCAGACUGGAACGAAAAAUAUAAGCAAUCACACCAAUGGAGACCACACCUGAAAGCAGGGCUACAGAUUUUCUACGCUUUUCCUUGGAUCCAUGCAAGCAAACAUUAUGCUUUUAUAGUUGCUUGUGUCAAAAACAUUCUUUUAUAAAAUAUGUAUGCCAAUGCCAGGCGUGCCCAGUGCCCCCCCCAGAAGAAAGGACCUGGGUGUGUUGACAUUGUUUGCCCAUCAGCAGGUCUGUGUGACGAAGUGAUGGGGAAGGGUGAAUGAACACCCCACCUUUUUUUUCCAUUACAGAAGCUUUUUGUGACCCUGUCUGGACAGAUUGGGAGGUCGGACUGACGAACUGUUCCAUGCCUACUCUGCAGAGGUGUCAAACUGUGCAUUUGUUUAGAAAAAAAGCACUUUCCAUGUUUGUAAUGAUGAAUGUGUGUAAUAAAUACUGUCAUACAGUUUGGAUCUGGUUGGUUACCAAAUCACUAUAUAGUGAAUAGGCACAUUUUUACACAUUCUCACAUAUACAUUAUAUGUCGUAUAUGUUGAAAAGAUGCACAAAUGAUGAAGGAUAUAAAUGAAGAUUUUUUUUUGAUACACGACUGGUUUCAGAGGAUCAUUUCUGAAAUUGCAUUUUCUCAGGAUAUCUGUGAACUAAGCAUAUCCUCAGCAUCACCAUGUAAUAUUACAUUUUCAACACUUAGAAGCUGAUAAUGAUUCUGAGCACAUCAGAGUCUUUGGAUAUCAUUAUUGUGCUUGUGCUAGAUUUUUGGAUUUUGCCAUAAUUUAUUAAUUCACUUUAAAAAUGUAUACAGCUUGCUGAAGAUGAAAAUAUUUUAAUCUCUGAAUGUAAAGUCAUAUUUAUAGAGAAAAGAUACUGCUAUAUGGAAAAUAAAUAAGCUGUUAUGCUCAAAAA